GCGCUAAGGGGGUGCUGUGGAUGGCCCUGCGCACUGGGACGGCUUGGUUUGGGCAAGUCCUGCGUAGAGUUUCCCGGCUGCAGGGCACCUGGUCCAGGCGCUCCAGCAGCCUCCUGUGCCUGUCGUCCUCCCAGGAGCCCGAGCAGGGAGGCGGGGAGCAGCCGCCCCGGAGCCUUGGGAGCAGCCGCCGCCGCCCCCUGCAGCUGCCCCCCUGCUGCCUGCAGCUCCCCCCGGCCAGCUGCCGCUGCUGCACCCUGUCGGAUCCCCGGACGGCCAGGGGGGGACAUGGUCCCCGCACUCGCCCCUUGCUGGCGGCCAUGAAGAGGCAGAACGUGCGGACCCUGUCCCUGAUCAUCUGCACGUUCACCUACCUGCUGGUCGGGGCCGCCGUCUUUGAUGCCCUGGAGUCCGACAACGAGAUGCGGGAGGAGGAGAAGCUCAAAGCCGAGGAGAUCCGGCUCAAAGGGAAGUACAACAUCACCAGCGAGGACUACCGGCAGCUGGAGCUGGUCAUCAUGCAGUCCGAGCCCCACCGGGCCGGGGUCCAGUGGAAAUUCGCGGGCUCCUUCUACUUUGCCAUCACAGUCAUCACGACUAUCGGUUAUGGACAUGCCGCCCCAGGGACGGAUGCCGGGAAAGCCUUUUGUAUGUUCUACGCUGUCCUGGGGAUCCCACUGACGCUGGUCAUGUUCCAGAGCCUGGGCGAGCGCAUGAACACCUUUGUCAAGUACCUCCUGAAACGGAUCAAAAAGUGCUGCGGGAUGAGGAGCACUGAUGUCUCCAUGGAAAACAUGGUCACUGUGGGUUUCUUCUCCUGCAUGGGAACCCUCUGCAUUGGAGCAGCAGCCUUUUCCCAAUAUGAGGACUGGAGCUUUUUCCAUGCUUACUAUUACUGCUUUAUAACAUUGACUACGAUAGGGUUUGGCGACUAUGUGGCCCUGCAGACCAAAGGGGCCCUCCAAAAGAAGCCACUCUAUGUGGCUUUUAGCUUUAUGUACAUUCUAGUGGGGUUGACAGUCAUUGGGGCAUUUCUAAAUCUGGUUGUUCUCAGGUUCUUAACCAUGAACAGUGAGGACGAGAGACGGGAUGCCGAGGAGCGGGCAUCCCUGGCAGGGAACCGCAACAGCAUGAUUAUUCACAUUCAAGAGGACGCCCAGCAUGUUCGGCCACGGUACAAGGCCGAAGUAACAGACCUUCAGUCAGUUUGUUCCUGCAUGUGUUACAGGUCCCAUGAGUACACCAGCCGGAUGGUGUCUCACCAAAAUUCGUUCAGCUCCAAGCUGAAUCCUCAGUACUUUCACUCCAUCUCUUACAAGAUAGAAGAGAUCUCACCAAGCACAUUAAAAAACAGCCUUUUCCCAUCUCCUGUUAGCUCCAUCUCACCUGGGUUGCACAGCUUUACAGAUAACCACAGGCUGAUGAAAAGGCGAAAGUCCAUUUAAAGUGAUUUGUCUUCUUUUGCUUUACUUGUUUUCCCCAAUUACCUUUUUUGUUUCUUGAGUGAGACGGAGCGAGGCCAAAGGGAAUAGAAAAAGCCAGUCCUCCUCUGAGACUCAGCUCUUGAGCAUGAAGCAUGGAUUAAUUCUGUUCCAGCAAAGUAUGCCUUACAUUACCCCCUCGGUGGAUUUCAGAGGAUUCGAGGUGACAUGAAGUGGGUACCAAAUCCAAAGUUGCACACAAAGCUGGGAGCCUUCAUGUGCCACUGGCACUCCUGACCUAAUAAACUAUUUUCCUCUCAAGCAGGUCGCUGUGUGCGUGUGCGCGUGUGUGUUGAGUGUGUGUGUGUGCAAUUCCACAACUAGUGCCAUGUGACAAAAAUGCAUCAGGUAUUAAUUUUUUUUCCCUUGAAGCAAUUGUGUUCCAGCCUGCUUUUAACUUUUAGACUGCUUCCAAAAGAAUAGGGGACGGGGGAGCCAAUUUGUUUUGUUUUUGCCAAGUCAAGCAUGUGUCAUAAGCAGUCAAUAUAUCAGGUGUAUCAUGAUCAAUUUUUGAAUGCUAGAUUUUAGAUUGUAUUAACAUUAAAAAAAAAGGGGGCAGGAAAAGAUGGAUCAUUUUAGCUUGCCAGUUCAAAAUUAAAAAUAAAAUAAAAUAAAAAUAAAGCAUGCACUUUGUAAAACUGGUAUGCAUUAUAAAAAAAACACAAGAAAAACUAGCAAUGGAAUUAAUAAUCAAAAGCAAAUAAUAUAAUUGAUUUAACUACAUUUACUUUCACCAUGUGCUACCGUUCCAACAAUUUGUUGUGCAAGUACAUUUUUUAAGAGAAAUUGGGGAAAUUGUUGGAACUAUAGAGGUUUUUUUUGUUACUUUGCUCUUAUUUAUAAAAAUUAUUAUUAUUAUUAUUAUGAAGGCUAUUAUUUUAUUAAUUUUUUGUGCAGCAACUACCUGCAUGAAUAGGAAUUAUAUUUUUUGGAAUGCUUGGAUGAGGAUGGGUAUAAAUAGGCGGAUGUAUAUUUUUUUUCUUAUAUAAUAGUGACAAGGCAUUCCUUGUUUUAAAUAAAUAAAAAAAUAAUGAUGAUGAUUGUCUCCAAAUGCUUUUGAUUUGUAAAUAGUGGAAAGCCUUUGUUGGUCUCAGGAAGAAUUCAAGGAACAGUAUCUUGAUCGUUUUUGGCCUACUGGGAACUUGCAGUAGUAGAUCUGGUCUUGCUUUUUGGCUAGUCUGAAAGGCAGAAGUAUGUGCCUGUAUGUGGCAAGAACAGUUGCACUCCGGUGUUUUGAAGGGUUAUACCGGGAGCAAAUUGCAUUAGCCAGAUGGAGUGAAGGCUGAUGAUGUCACUAAGUGAAAUUUUUCCUUUGGGAUCAUUCGUCACCCAACUAAUGAUUUGAACCAAACUGACUUUACAGAACCAAAUUCUAGGUCCUGGUCCAACUCCCACUGAUGCUAGUGGAAGUUUGUAAUGAUGAAUGCAAACAGGAUAUGGUCCAUUGGGAGUUUUGUCUUUGUGUUCAAUGGAGGCAGGAUCGGGACCCAUAUCAGGGUACAGUGAUGUGUCUGAAUUAAUAAUCCUACCUUUUAAAAUGCCUUCAGGGUUAAUUCAAUGUACAAAAAAGGAUUAUCUAUCUAUCUGGCACAAAUCAUCUCUGUUGCUGAUUACACUAGCAUAUACUUUCUAUAUAAAAGCAAUAAUCCCCCAUAUAUAGUUCUAAGUGUAUCUGGAUAAUAUGUUUUCUCAAAUUCAUGCAAACCUCCAUUUCAGAUCUGACCUCAACAGCUGUGUGCACUUAUGGGAUGUUGACUGCCUUCCUAUGGUUUAUUUGUCAGGGGCAUUAAUGGGCAGAUGACAGUAAUGACCUCUACUUUCAACUCUCUUCUCCUGGCUUUUAUCAUUCAGUAAAGUCAAAGUCUGUAAUUUCAGUGUGUUAUAACACACAACUAUCCACAGCUUUUGAAAGCUUUCUAUGACUUCCUCUUCUGGGAAUUUCUGCAAAAUCAUGCUGGUAUUGCACACUAAAACCUCCCAUAACAUGCGUGAAAUACUAAACUAGAGUUUUGAGUGACCAUGACACUGAAAUGAACAUUUUAGCCUAAUUUAUGGGAAAUAUGUUUUUAUUUAGUGUUAAUGGGUACUGUGUGUACAUAAUUAACAAGCCUACUAGUGACAUGCUCCAAGUACCCAAUAGACUCUAAGACUUAGGAUGAUGUUAGAAGCUUUGAAACCAGUAGACAUUUGGAAAGCAGUCUUAACAUUCUGUGAUCCACCUCUAUGAUCACCAACUAGACAUCUGUUUCAAGACAUGAGAUCUACUGGUCUUCUGAGACUCACUGUUACAUAUAUUUUUGUUUGUGAUGCUAUUCUAAGAGCCUCCCAAAAGUGAAAAUGAUUGUGGUCCUCUUUUGCUACUAAGGAAUAAUCUGUAUGUACACAACGUGCAUAUCUGGUAUGUAUGUUAGGAAUCCAAGAAAAUCACCAAAAGGUUUGGUUUCACAAAGCUCUGAACGUUCAAAUUCUGCCUGUCCUUGAGGGGAGAAUUUGGCUUGGAGAACUUUUUUCAAAAAACUUGAAAAAGUUUUACAAAUGUUGGAUUUUUUUUUUUAUUAAGGGAGGGAAAAAAAUCUCUCGACAAAUGGAACUAAAUUGUCAAAAGUUCUACAAGGUUUUGAAUUCUAGAAGUUCAAUGUUUGUAAUGUGUUCUAACUGAGAAGUUAUAGAUUCUCCUGUCUGAAGCUAGACAAAUUCAGAUGAGAAAUAAAGUGCACAUUUUUAAUAGUGAGGGGAAUUAACCAUUGGAACAGCUUACCUAAGGAAGUGGUGUGUUCUUCAUCAUUUGAAAUCUUUAUAUCAAGACUGUCUGUCUUUUUAAGAUAUGCUACAGCUCAACCAGAAGUUAUGGUUUUGAUCCAGGAAUUACUGGGUCAAAUUCCUAUGGCCUGUGUUAUGAAAGAGGAUAGACUAGAUAAUUAUAACACUCCUUUUUAACCUUAAAUCUCUGAAUGUAAAGAGAGAAUGUGUGUCUUGGGGGACACCAUUUAGACAGAGGGUAUCUAUGUGCCUUAGGAUAUGGUUUUUCUGCCUGAAAGAUCUGUAAAUCUGUCCAAAAUCUUUCUGGUAUUCUUAUCUUAAAUACGAUCUUCAUGUCUUUGUUUACAUUUUGAAACCAGUCCCUUCUAUAAAAUCUUUAUAAGACCCCUUUUGUACGAGCACUUGUAGUAUAGUUAGCUGAAUCCUCUUGUCUGUGCAUUCAUCCCCCUCUUGAACGCGAUGAAAAUGUCGGCGUGUAUUUUGUGGUACACUCUCUGAUGCUGGGUGACAAGAAAUGCUUUGGGUAGAGAAAACAGGGGACAAUUGAAGGAGGCAGUCCCAGAAUCAAGUAGUAAAUGUAAAGCCGUGGGGAUAUAGCUGCCCCUAUGCCUCUUCCUGUGGGGGAAAGGGAGAUAUGACCGGGGCAUAAACAUGUCCAGGUGAUUUCCUGGUAGCUGGCACCACUUAGAGCAGUCCAUACACUGCUCUAAGUCUGCCUAGGGCCCAGGCCAGUGUAUAUUGGUGUAGAAUAAAGGGAAGUAUGAAGGUAGUUUAAAGCCACCUUGGCACUAUGCCUCCUUGAACUGUGGCAAUUGCUCUUCAAUUGCAGCUCAAACUCUGGGUCUUUUUGUGAACAUAUUUCAGCCCAAGGGUUAUAUUCACACACUAUUUGUUGCACGGCUAUUUUUAAUUCUUCAUGAUUAGUUAUUUAUGGAAACAGAGAGGUAGUAAUUGAUGACCUGAAGAAGGCUGAGGUGUUUAAUGCCUAUUCUGCUUCAGUCUUUGCUAAAAAGGUUAAUGAUGGCCAGAUACUCAGCACAAUGAAUACUGACAAGGAGAAAGGAAUGCAAGCCAAAAUAGGGAACAAACAGGUUACAGAAUAUUUAGAUAAAUUGGAUGUAUUCAAUCCAGCAGGGCCAGAUGGAACUCAUCUGAGAGUACUUAAGGAACUAGCUGAAGCAAGCUCAGAACCAUUA
Chrysemys picta bellii (western painted turtle) is the source of this 5434-nucleotide messenger RNA. It is a transcript of the gene KCNK9, whose product is annotated as potassium two pore domain channel subfamily K member 9. The record is from RefSeq and is a predicted model, not a curated record. Gene Ontology annotation, molecular function: potassium ion leak channel activity; outward rectifier potassium channel activity. Gene Ontology annotation, biological process: potassium ion transmembrane transport; stabilization of membrane potential. Lineage: Eukaryota; Metazoa; Chordata; Testudines; Emydidae. Gene Ontology annotation, cellular component: plasma membrane.